Molecule: messenger RNA, 3086 nt
Organism: Schistosoma margrebowiei
Lineage: Eukaryota; Metazoa; Platyhelminthes; Trematoda; Strigeidida; Schistosomatidae
Source: the annotation of a GenBank genome assembly
UUAAUACAUGUGAGAAUUUUUAUGAUACAGCGAACACAGGUUGAAGACCUUCAAAUUUUUCUUUGCUUAAUAAUACAGAUUGUUAAUUGACACUUGUUUCAAUACCUUCCCUUUUAGGCGCUCCCCAGGGAAUAGUCGGUUUUAUUUAGAAUGGAGCAGGGGUACGAAAUACGGCUGUUAGGGUCUCCUUAUAAAUCGCCCAUUAAAACAGUUAGCCCCAUGAAGACUCCAACGAAGGAAAAUUACAUGGACCGAUACAUCCCACUAAGAGCAAAUGCACGUUGGAAAACGUCGACAUCUUUUGAGCAAACAAAUAGUAAUCCAACACGUAAGCUGUUUCAAAGUAGUCGCGGAAAUACUGAUGGGCUCAGUAAUGAUGUUGAUUCUCCGAAUCAAAAUGGCUAUCAAAGUCACGGUCUUGCGUCUUUUACUGGCGAAAGUAACUGGGGAACAUCUGGUGUCAAUUCAGCAGUGCAGGAGCCUGCACCACCCACGGAAUCGAGAGGCUGCGACCUUCUCUCUGCUCUUGUAGCUAACGAACUUGAGGAAGCUUCAUUAGGUGGGGCUUAUAGCCCUGUGAAUUCAAGAUGCAGUUUCGGCAAUUCUGGCGUUCUGGCAGCUAGAGAAAACAACAAUAUGUUUUCCUUCAAGCUUAGAAGAGAGAGUCCAUGUAAAUUGAAAACAUCUCCCUAUACUAUGUCUCCAGUAUCUGAAAAAAGUCAACAUUUGCUGAAGUUUCCACAAAAACAAGCGCGUAAAAUAUCUCGGGUACCAUAUAAAGUUCUGGAUGCUCCGGAGUUACAAGAUGAUUUUUAUCUUAAUCUUGUUGAUUGGUCUUCUCAAAAUGUACUGGCGGUUGGGCUGGGAACAUGUGUUUACUUGUGGAAUGCUUUCACUAGCCAGGUCACUCGAUUGUGUGAUGUUUCUGGAGAAACCGAUGUUAUUUCAUCAGUUGCGUGGUCCAAAAAGGGUAGUCAUUUAGCGAUCGGCACUUACCGUGGUCGUGUUCAAAUAUGGGAUGUGACUAAAAGUUCCUGCAUACGCUCAUUAAACGGACAUAUCGCUCGUGUCGGUGCUUUGGCGUGGAAUGCUGAUCUUUUGGCAUCUGGCAGCCGGGACCGAUAUAUUCUGUUACGUGAUACACGUGCUUCAGCUAAUUCUGGUGGUGGACCCACUGGUCAUCUACCUACCACAAAUCCCUCUAAUACUUCUGUAUUAACUGCUGAACUUGCUGACAGAGAAGAGAUUAUGACUGAUUUCGAUUCCAUUAGUUCACCGAGUCACAUUGAUCAAGUAGAAAGUGAUCCAAACUAUCCGCGGGCUUCAACACCUAUGGUAUCGAUCAACAGUGACCUUCCGGAAGUUGAUCCUGUAAGUACUCCAGCUCAAAUGGAUAUAGACAUGCUCGGGUUCCGAGAUACGGAUCACGCUUCAUCAUGGUCUGCCGCAAGGACGUCAGCAAAUUCCACUGUCACCCAGACUACUGCUUUACAGUCGAUCGAAAAUGGAGCAGAUCGUCUUGUUCCUGGAGCAGUACGUGUGCUAAAGGAUCAUAGACAAGAGGUUUGUGUGAUAUUUUUCUUUCAAGUAAAAUUUCUGAUUGCUUAUUUAUAUUUUGAAAUUUAAUUGAGAUCUUAUCACCAUCAUUUUCUGCGUUACAAACCCACGUCGUCAUACACCAACAUCAAAAUUUACUAUCUUAUUAGUAAGUUUCGUGUCGUAUCAUGAAGUGACUACGAGUCUUAAUUUAUUCACAUCAUAAUCUAAAAACAUUUCAAGUUUUAUCUGGCCAUUCAUUGUUGGCAUAUUCUAUUUUUCAAAAUAAAUUCUUUAGCAUUGAUAUAUAUUGUUGGAAUUCAUAGGUAUGUGGGUUAAAAUGGUCUCCUGACAGUCAGUAUUUAGCAUCAGGAGGUAAUGACAAUCGUCUGCUUGUUUGGAGUCAACAUGCACCAUCUACUGGUGGCCCUAUCUUAACGUACGAAGAGCAUGUGGCCGCUGUCAAAGCAAUUGCAUGGUCGCCUCAUCAACAUGGAUUACUCGCAAGUGGCGGUGGUACAGCUGAUCGUUGUAUUCGAUUUUGGAAUACAUUAACUGGUCAGGCUUUACGUAGCGUGGAUACUGGAAGUCAGGUUUGUAAUAUUGCCUGGUCCAUACAUAGUAACGAAUUGGUCAGUACACAUGGUUACUCACAGAAUCAAAUUCUUGUUUGGAGAUAUCCUGGUCUAACACAGUUAGUCAAGUUGGUUGGGCAUUCAUAUCGUGUGCUGUACCUAGCAAUCAGUCCAGAUGGUGAGAACAUAGUAACUGGUGCAGGAGAUGAAACACUUCGCUUCUGGAAUAUAUUUACUAAAGCCAAAACUCCAAAAAUGCAACCAUCUUCACUGAACUUAUUCAAUGGGAUUAGAUGAUCUAUCUAAAAUAGAAGUCUUUCAAAACUUGUGGAUAUUUCUCCGAUGUGUUUUAUUCUACUUAGUAAAUAUAUGUAUCAUCAACAAUGUGCGCACAUUAAUUAUAUGCUAUCCUUACAUAUUACUCGACUAUAUUAUUCAUUUCUGUAAAUAUAUGAUUACUUAUUGAUAGAAAUUUCAAAUAUGUUAACAACUAUAUAUUACAUCAUUAACAAUUACAUUCUGGUCGUAUGUAUCAACGCCAUAACUCUUAUUUUCUACAGGUCUUGAACUUCUAACUUUUACUUCAGUCAGUUCAAUUGUAUGCAAAAUUAUAUGGUUGCUUCUUACUUUUGUCUUUACUUAUUACAUAUUGAACGAAACAAAAUAGUAAUCAUUAUUAAUUUAUAUUUUCCCCACAAUUGCUUGUCUUUUGUGAAAUUGUACUUAUAAUAUAUUUCUUAGUUUUGUAAUUCCUUUAAAUAACACAUUGUGUAAGCCACUGUGUAUCUGUUCAUCCUAGUCAUUUGUGACAGCUUUUUCUUUUCUUUUAAUCUAUUUGUAUUUUUCUUUUGGCUGUCUGUGUCGUAUUUAGUUCAACUUCUUUGACAUUGUGAUAGUCUUCCUCAUAAUAAUAACAAUAAUAUAUAUAUGUACAUAUAUAUAAUGUGCAGCGAAAAUAAAACAUCGUGUUAGCUA